Molecule: messenger RNA, 2085 nt
Organism: Symbiodinium necroappetens
Lineage: Eukaryota; Dinophyceae; Suessiales; Symbiodiniaceae
Source: the annotation of a GenBank genome assembly
AUGAAGAAGUGCCUGCUGAUGAUCGGAGACGUGGGGAAUGUGGAAGCUCACUGGUCUCAACUGAUCCAGCCGGCCGUGUACUUUUACCAGCACGAGUACAACGUCAUCAUCAUUGAUACACCAUCCCUGGGAAGCAGUCAGCAUCGCUGGAUACAGUAUGGUCCUUCAAUCAUUCGCGGAACACUGCAGUAUUUGGAGGUUGCGCAGGUCAGCGUGUUUUCGAUGGGCCUGGGGUGCUGCUUGUUCCUGCAGAUUCUGGGAGAGACGCCGCAUGUCCUCAGCACGACACAUGUCAUGUACAACCAGGACAUGCCUGCGGACAUGGCAACCUUUCCCUUCGAUGUAUUCGAGGUGGAGGUGGCUUUGCGGGACAAUGAUGUGCAGAUCUGGGUGAUAUACAACGACGACGAGGACGAGGACACGGACCCCAGAGCCUACAGCAAACACAACAAGGGCGCUUCCAGACUGGGGGACAUGAUUGUCAAGAUGCAGGCUCGCCUGGAGUCGGAAAGGAGGAUCAGCGAUUCGGAGCGGAUCUAUGAUGAGAUCUUGACCACGGAAAAGCUCAACACCGGGGCCAUUCGUGUGGAGAAGGUCUGGGUCAGUCGGGUUCCCAUCCACGUGUUCCGGCACGACGUGCUCUUCACGAUGCAGCAUUAUUUGAGACAGUAUCCGUCUUCUGUACAGGACGAUGUUGUGGACGGCCUCGUGAAAGAUCUCCUCGACUACUUCAGGGAAGACAUCAAGGAGAUCCCAGAGCUGCCGGCCCUCAAGCCGGAGUUGCUCAACCGGUCUGACAAGGUUCGGAGGCUCGUUUCUUCCGGGAACCGCAAGCGUCUGGAAUUGGUUCAGGAGUCGAUGCUGGCACUGACAGCACCGCAGCAGGCAGCGCUGCCUGGCAAAGUCGAGGAGAAGGUUGAGACCCUGGCACUUUCGAGGCGUGGAACUGGGAGCAAGUUGGCUGCGAAGAUGCGAAGCAAGUCGAACUUGACCGUGGUUUCAGAAGAUGCGAUGGACAUCGACGGCGACCUCGACGAUGAGGAAGAGUCUCUCGUCGACUCUUCGAAGGACUACAGAGAGCAGUGGGCUGCUCUGCAGCCGAUCCGACGGCGGGCUGCUCGAAAAGGUUCCGAGCCCUUGGCCAUCGAAGCUCCGCCGGUGCAGAGGUAUUCGGUGGUGCGGGUAUCAAAGCGGGAGUGCUGGCAGUUCGGCGCUGGCAGUUGGUGUCUUUGUUUGGCAUUUGUGCUCGGAAGGGAGUGCAAGGGAUUCCUGAGCCUGAUAGCUGCAGGUAUCGGCUUCGAGGGCUCAUCGCCGGACAGCGGGCGACUCAGCGACACCGAGAGCUGGCAAGCUGAGAGGACUGGGAAGGCCCCAACCAUCGAGGAGCAAAAGACCAUGCUGAAGACGCUGAUGGGAGAAGGUCUAGCCGCGCCUCCAGAGGGCUUGAACUGGAAGGUCGAAGCGGACGCCCAGUCGGAUCCUUCCACCGACUUAGUGAGCGAGGCGUCUGACUUGGAGUGCAGCGACAGCCAGAGCGACGAUGAACCACAUGCGUUCUACACAGAGGACACAGUUCUGAUCUUCGAUUGGGACGACACGAUGCUUCCCUCCUCGUGGCUCUCAGAGCAGAGCUUGAGCCUGGACGAGGCAUCUCACAUCUCAUCGGAGCAGGAGGCACAGCUUGCUGUCUUGGCACAGACUGCUGCCAAGACCCUCCGCGUGGCCAAGCGCUACGGGAAGGUGGUUCUCGUCACCAACGCAGAAUGCGGCUGGAUUGAGCUGAGCUGUCAAAAGUUCAUGCCAUCACUCUAUCCGCAUUUGGAGGAUGUGACUCUGUUUUCAGCGCGAUCAACCUACGAGAACCAAGGUAUGGCUGCACCCUUCCAGUGGAAAUACCUUGCUUUCGAGACCGAAAUCUGCAACUACUACGAGUCCCUGACAUCGGAUCGCCUCAAAAAUGUCAUUUCCUUUGGCGACUCCUUUCAUGAGCGGGAGGCUGUCAUACGCGUUACCGAGCGUUUGAAGAAUUGUUGCACAAAGACCCUGAAGUUCACAGAUCGCCCAAUUCCGGAGCUGCUCCUGAAG